AUGGAGUCCCUAGUAGCUUUCUCCUUCUUGGUGCUUGCCACCAUCUUUGCCCUUCUCUUCGGUCAGAAUGGAGUUGAUUCGGCAAAGUUCACAAUCACAAAUAAUUGUCCGUACACAAUAUGGCCGGCGACAUUGACCGGAGGCGGCCAACAAACUCCGACCGGAUUUGAAUUGGCACAAGGCGCAUCGAAUUCCUUCAACGUAGCCCCUCAAUGGACUGGUCGCAUUUGGGCCAGAACCCAGUGCUCCACCGACCAAGCCGGUAAAUUCUCCUGCAAGACCGCCGAUUGCGGUUCCGGCCAAUUGGCGUGCAACGGCGCCGGCGCAAUCCCUCCGGCAAGCCUAGUAGAAUUCACCUUAGGCGGUUGGCAAAACCAAGACUUCUACGAUGUGAGCCUCGUCGACGGAUUCAACUUGCCUGUCUCCAUAGUCCCCGACACCGCCAAUUGCAAGUCGACGUCUUGCCCGAUUGACGUGAACGCGAAAUGCCCGUCGGAAUUGGCGGUUCCGGACAGUACCGGCGCGGUGGUGGGUUGUAAAAGUGCAUGUGUGGCAUUCAAUCAACCUCAAUAUUGUUGCACCGGAGCUUAUGGUACUCCGGCGACCUGUCCGCCCACAGAUUAUUCAAGAAUUUUCAAGGGACUUUGCCCCGAGGCCUAUAGUUAUGCUUAUGAUGACCAAACAAGCACUUUUACAUGCAACACAGGUGAAACCAAUUACAAGAUCACCUUCUGCCCAUGA
This is a messenger RNA of Ipomoea triloba (trilobed morning glory), 741 nucleotides long. Its product is annotated as thaumatin-like protein 1. The record is from RefSeq and is a predicted model, not a curated record. Gene Ontology annotation, cellular component: extracellular region. Gene Ontology annotation, biological process: defense response. Lineage: Eukaryota; Viridiplantae; Streptophyta; Magnoliopsida; Solanales; Convolvulaceae. The coding region runs from base 1 to 741 and encodes 246 amino acids. The transcript has 3 exons.